Messenger RNA from Colius striatus (speckled mousebird), 791 nucleotides. RefSeq names its product PABPN1 like, cytoplasmic (gene PABPN1L). Gene Ontology annotation, molecular function: RNA binding. The transcript has 6 exons. Bases 51 to 791 code for a protein of 246 amino acids. The record is from RefSeq and is a predicted model, not a curated record. Lineage: Eukaryota; Metazoa; Chordata; Aves; Coliiformes; Coliidae.
ACCUUUGCAGCCUCUGCCUGGCUCUUGUUUGGCUUUAGGUCUCAUGUUAAAUGUCUGUUGGUCUGUUAAAUGGCUUUUUGCCCCUGUUUCUGCCCAGUCCUCUUUUCCUGGACACUUCAGGGAUCUGGUGGAAGGACCCACUGUCCCCAGCAGCAGUGGAGGCAUCCUGGGGUGUCACAGAUAUGGCAGCUUUGGGGAAGACUGCAGAUGACAAUCCAGACCUGAGUCACCUGGAGGGAGACAGCGCGGAGGAGCUGACUGUGCCAGACCCAGAGCUGGAGGCCAUCAAAGCCAGAGUGAGGGAGAUGGAGAAGGAGGACGAGAGGCUGAAGGAGUUGCAGCUGGAAGCUGAGAGCCGCCUCAUUAUGAGCUCUGAGGCCGGUCUCUUCCCCAAGACAACUGAGGAGAAGAUGGAGGCUGACCAACGAUCCAUCUACGUGGGCAAUGUGGACUAUGGGGGCACAGCAGAAGAGCUGGAGUCUCACUUCAACAGCUGUGGGCAGAUCAACCGUGUGACCAUCCUCUGUGACAAGUUCUCAGGGCAUCCCAAAGGAUAUGCCUACAUUGAGUUUGAGGAGAAGAGCUCUGUGAAGGCAGCGGUGGAGCUGGACGAGAGCGUGUUCAGAGGCCGUGUCAUUAAGGUGCUGCCCAAGAGGACCAACAUGCCUGGCAUCAGCAGUACUGACCGCGGGGGCUACCGGAGCCGCUUCCAGCUGCGGGGGGCACUGGCCCAGCGGGGAGGGUACUACAGAGGGCAGCACCCACGGCUGCGGGGCAGGGCCUACAGGUGA